AUGCCCUACAUCAGUGUCAUGUUUGUGGGUGUGUUUGCAGGACUUCAGCUGGGGAAAAUGGGGAUGGAAAAAGAAAGGCUUUGGGGAGCUGAAAACCCUGACUUCCUACCUGCACAGGUCAGAGAUGAACUUUUGUUCAGCGGCAAGGUUGCACCUAUUCCGACUUACAGCUGGACGCCAUUCGUGCGCGAUGAAGACCGGAAUCUCAGUCAACAUCCAUGGUAUCAACCUCAUGGUGACCAACAGGAGGAAUUCUUCAUGACCAAGAUCGGGCAAGGCCAAGGUUUCCUAAUCACAAAAGAGGAUGUUGAGAAAUUGGGUAAAGAUCCGUCGAAACUCGUCCGGAUCCCCGAUGAUUGGGGAUACGGCGACAAGGUUUACCCGGCCUCGUUUGAUAUUUCCCACCAGCUUCACUGCAUACAUUCCUUGCAAAGGGCCAUUCACCAGAAGCCCCAUAAUGCAACACACUUACUGGACGUCAUCGAUACCCAGCACACUGAUCACUGCCUCUGGUCUAUGUAUGACUACAUGAGAUGCCACGGCAGUUUAGACGUCAUGAACCUCAAGUGGGUCGAGGGUGUUCCGAAGCCCGUACAAGAUUUGACUCUUCAACGUCAAUGUAUAGACGUACAGGCAAUUCUUGAUUUUCAGGAAAACCAUGAUUUUGGCCAUGAUGCGCGAAUCCGCUAUAUGGUAGCGACCGAAGAUGACUACAUACACCCAGUAUCGCCUAUGCGGAAGAAGGUCAGAGAUGCCAAUCUGGCGAGGCAGCGUAAGCUGCUCAAGGGCAAGGACUGGCUCACUGAAAGGAAGAAGCGCUUCGACCGAGCCAUGGAGGAGUGGAGAGAGACGGGAAGUAUCCCCCAAACAGACGCCAACGUAAUCUGGACCGGACCCGGAAGCUUACAUUAUUGGCAUGAUGAUGAGGAGUAG
Molecule: messenger RNA, 933 nt
Organism: Bipolaris maydis ATCC 48331
Lineage: Eukaryota; Fungi; Ascomycota; Dothideomycetes; Pleosporales; Pleosporaceae
Biological process (GO): mycotoxin biosynthetic process
Source: RefSeq, a predicted model, not a curated record